UUUCAACUCAGUCAGGCUGGUUCAAGGGACCAACCGGUGCUCAGGCAGACUGGAGGUGAAGACCGACCAGUCGUGGUCCUCAGUGUGUGAAAAAGACUUUGACCUGCAGGAUGCAGAGGUGGUCUGCAGGGAGCUUGGCUGUGGGCCUCCUUCAGUCCACCAGGGGGCGCUCUAUGGAGAAGCAGAGGCUCCAUUGGGGAGCAGAGAGUUCCUGUGUGGAGGCAGUGAGUCUGCUCUGCUGAACUGCAGCAGCAGGAAGAGUUCAGGUAGAAACAACUGCUCACCUGGUCAAGCUGUUGGACUCACCUGUUCAGAUCAAGACGACAUCAGGUUGGUGGGAGAGGCCAGCCGAUGUGCCGGGAGACUGGAGAUGUUACAUCAAGAAGAGUGGAGACCAGUGGCUGUUUGGCUUCGUUACUGGACCAUGAACUCAGUUGCUGUAGUUUGUGCUGAACUGGACUGUGGUUCUGCUGUUUCAGCAAGAAAUUCAAUGGAAGCUUCAUACAGACCAGUUUGGUGGAUCAGCUCUGACUGUUUCCAGUCAGGAUCUGCAUUAAAGAACUGUUUACCUUCUGAUGAAAUCUUUGAUCAUAGCUCUGAGAUCAUCUGCUCAGGUCUGCUGGUUGAGCCGCUCAUCUUCCUCUCUUCCUCCACUGACGGGGUCUCCACAGGCAGAAAGCAGGGGUCUGAGCUCCUCAUUGGCUCACAUUUCAGCAUCAUGUGCUCCAUCAGACCUCAGUAUGAAGGCGGCUCCUUCCAGCUCAUCUUCAGCACCUCUACCUACACUCAGAACCAGACCCUGCCAGCUGUUAAUCACUCCGCCCUCUUCCUGUUCUCUGCUGCUGGCCACGCCCACCAAGGAACCUACCGCUGCGUUUACCACGUCUACGUUUUCUCCUAUAACUUCUCCUCUAUCAGCCAGCCUCUCAACCUCACUGUCUCAGUUUCAGCCUCUCCCACUGCUUUGAUCAUCAAACUGGUUGUCGUCCUGCUGGGUUUGCUGGGAUCAGUCCUGGGCCUCUACUUUAAGGCCAGGAGAAACCAGAAGUCUGGACCAGAAAACAACCAUCAUGAUGAAGGAUCCAGAGCUGAAGGCAGCUUAGAGGAGGAGACUGCAGUCUGAAGGAACCAGGAGAAAAUGAUCUUCAUUUCACAUCCGCAGGAAGGAGCAGAGACAUGUUUCAGACUCCUGGAAAUCUAUCCGUCUAUGUAUCUAUGAUAAAAUGUCUCUGUGCUCCUGCAGCAGGAAGGAAGUUCAACAUUCAGAAAUUUGUAUCUGGACUAAACCUACUUAAGUUAAACUUAUAUAAGAAGGGAACACAAAACAAAACAUUCAACAAACAAAAUAUAACAGAAAACCCACUUCAUCAAGAUCUGAUCUUCAUCAACCUUGCAAUGAUAGCAUAUGAUAGGAUAUUUGGGGUCAAAGGUCAGGUAGCCAAUUCCAUUCAGGCCCUGAACCCAGCUUGUGUCCUUGUCUUAGUUGAAUUGUGUGACAAAUGUAAUACAGCUGAUCCUGGCUUGUAAUACUUUGUCCUGCCUGUAGGUGGUGUAUGUCAUCACUGCCACGAUAACCCAUCCAAUACAUCCAGUUCCCACAAGUCUGAACCAGAUGUGAUCUGCGCCAUCUUAGUAGGGAAGUGCAUGCACAAUGCAUAGUGGACCCAUGGCUCCGAGACCAACACAAAGAAAACAUGCCGACCCUCUUGACCAAUGUGUGAGAGAGAGAUACAUGAACAAAAUGGCUGCCGUCGAGAUCGACCCGUAUGAGACGGAGAAGGAAAAUUUAUCAGAUGAUGUGGACAAACUGCCUCUGAUCUCCUACUACGAUAAAGUUAACUACGUAGUCAACACAAAGAGUGCAUACGCCGUAAACGAGCUUCACUGCCUGAAAUUCAUGGACGCAUAUAAUUAGUAUUUCAACAGCUUUUUAAAGGAGAGAAAAUCUCUCUGUGUGAAUAAUGAGGUUCUGGUGACUGGCAGACCAAGUACAUGUAGCAACAAACAUGCAGGCUACAUGUCUGCUUAGCUUGCAGAUGGGAUGGAACAUUUUAUAGUUACUAUGAUUAUGAGUGAAUUAAUGCAUAACAGUGUUAUGAUUCUUGUGUAAAGCAUGUGCUCAUGGGAAAGUCUUCUGAAGCUGUUUCUCUGAACUCUGUAUUAUUAUAAAGUUGUAGAAUAUUUUCUUCUUUGCAUUCAUAUGAGAUCCUUAAAUGUUUAAUAUGCUUUAUGAAAGAAAAUGCAUAUGCUUGCAGUCAGUUUUGUAGCUAAGUAGAUUGUUAAACUGUGUGAAUUUAAUGAAACCUUUCCUAUAAAACAAUAUGCUGUGUUUUGCUCGAGGCUCUUUCUCCAGACUGUGUUCAGUGAGCAGAGACUCCAAAUGCUGUAAAGCCUUCAAAUAAAUAUUGACAAAGAAUUUA
Molecule: messenger RNA, 2420 nt
Organism: Xiphophorus maculatus (southern platyfish)
Lineage: Eukaryota; Metazoa; Chordata; Actinopteri; Cyprinodontiformes; Poeciliidae
Exons: 6
Coding region: 371-1123 (250 amino acids)
Cellular component (GO): membrane
Source: RefSeq, a predicted model, not a curated record